GAGUCAGCGCUGUCAAAUCUGCAGUGAUGUGAGCAGCCAAGAAAAAUAUUGUGGUUUUGGAAAUGUGCUGACAUUUUUAUUGUUUAUUAUGAGGUACUUACCAGGUUUAAAAUAAAUGUCGUUAUGUUGGAUGCAUGGGGGUUGAUGGUAUUGCAUGUUUCACAAGUUUUAUUUAUUCAUUUAUUCAUAUGAUGAUCUUUGUUCACUUCUAGUAGUUAAGGUUUAAAGAUACUUUUAUUCUGAAAAUUCUGUUGCAUUACUUUAUUAAAACAAAAAGGUGUAUUAUAAAUAAAUAAAAAGAUUGAUUAACAUUCUGUUUUUACUGAAGAAUAGAAAUAUCAGACCAAAACAGUUAGAUUAGAGGAGCAACAUCUUCAAAAACAAAAAAAUAAAAGCUCCAAGCCCUUUUUUGUUUAGAUAAAAAGGGUUUAGCCUCCUUUAAAAAAACAAUAUAUGUAAAGGUUUGUUUGCUAAAAGAAAGGUCAUUUACAUAUCAAGGUGGUUAUUACUUCAAAUUUCAAAAUAAACAAUGGUUAAAAGUUGUGUUUGUCUUUGUAAAACUUGAAAAACUGGUGUUUUUCUUCCUGCAAACUACAGGAAGUUUUAGGUGCAAAAGGGAGGAAGACCGAAACUAAAGCUUGCUCUGUUUUAGUGGGUUAAACCAAAAAGUGAUGUGAACAUGAAACCAGUAACUGCACACAAGUUGGCUAUGGCUAAACAGUAAAAAGGGCUUUAUUUGGCUUUUGCAGCAAUAUUUUCCACCUUGAACAUAUUCCACUAGUUUCUCAUUUUUAGGAGUUGGGAUGAAAGUCCACGAGAAGAUUCUGACCCAUUACUUGUCAUGCACUUCUCCAGUUGAUAAGGAAGGCUACCUCUACAAAAAGAAAGUGAGAACCGCCACCUUCCAGAGACGAUGGUUUGUUUUGAAGGCGAACUUGCUCUUCUACCAGGAGCGCCCCGCCGACCGCCACCUGCUGGGGGUCAUCGUGCUGGAGGGCUGUGCCGUCCGGUGUUUGGAGGCCGAAGAACCGUUUGCCUUCUCCUUGGUGUUUGGGCCUGGACUUAAAACGUACACGUUUGCAGCGGAGAGUCGUCAAACUCAGGAGAGCUGGGUGGAAGCGUUGAUGUCGGCAAGUCACUGUUACCUCUCCUUGCUGGUGAGGGACCUGGAGAGGCUGUAUGAAGAAGCUAAACAAGGUUCCAGAGCUUCUCGCUCGUCUGGCAGUGCUCUCAGUCUGGCCAUGAACAGGAUCUCAUCGGGAGCUCUGGGCCCACCGGUGGACGUCAGUGUCAGGGAGCGGAGAAGCUUCAGUGCCAGCACCGUUCUACAAGCGCCUCCAUCAUCAACUAAAGCCGUCACCAAAAAAUCCCCCAAAGUGUGGUCCAGGAGGAACGCCUACGUCACCCCGCUCAACGGGCCGCCUCCUCCCUACGGAGAAUGGCCUCUGGUCGGGUCGGACGCAAUGGAGGACUUCAGCCAACUUCACGAUUAUUACGGCCAGGAAGUGGGAAGAGUGAGAGAAGAGUGGCUGAGAGGCAAACGUGUGGAGGAGGAUACGAGUGAGGAGGCCCUCAUCGACCUGCAGUAAAGAAGAAAAAAAAAAAAAAAGGAUUUGAGAUUCUUUAGGAGGAACUGGAACCGAGCUGGAGGAACUGAACUUUAAGGCCCAAACACCUGUUGAUGUUCAAAGCAGUUGAGUGUUUGCUGUCUUAGAGAAAUUCCUAUUGAAGGUCAUAUAAGGUGAUUUAGAAAUUACCUGAUAUAAAAACACAUAUUCGAUCAAUUUCUGCUUUUCCUGAAACUGUGCUUCUAUAAUUAUCAAUGUUUUAAUUCACUGCAAAAAACAAAAUAUCUGCAGCGUAAAUAAAUACUCUCAGGGUGGGAAGUUUAGUUCUUUGAAUUUGUCAUAAAAAUGUUCUGAAUCCUUAUGUUUAUAAUACUAAGAUACAAAAUGCUUAAUACAAAGCAGAUUUUCAGACAAAAUUUAGUUGAAGUAAAUAUAAUUUUUUGUUCUUUUUUUAGGAAAAUGACAGCUUCCUCUCGCUGCACUUUCACCUGAAAAUGGAGAAAACGCCCUUGAUAAGGACUUAAAACUUAUUUCUUUCCGUUAUGAUUAAUUCUGUGGUUGUUGCAAUCAAUAAAACUAUUUAUAUCA
Molecule: messenger RNA, 2156 nt
Organism: Oryzias latipes (Japanese medaka)
Lineage: Eukaryota; Metazoa; Chordata; Actinopteri; Beloniformes; Adrianichthyidae
Source: RefSeq, a predicted model, not a curated record